Messenger RNA from Mytilus trossulus (common blue mussel), 3091 nucleotides. RefSeq names its product chromodomain-helicase-DNA-binding protein 1-like. NCBI's taxonomy places the organism in Eukaryota, Metazoa, Mollusca, Bivalvia, Mytilida, Mytilidae. The coding region runs from base 71 to 3091 and encodes 1006 amino acids. Gene Ontology annotation, biological process: chromatin remodeling; DNA repair. The transcript is spliced from 24 exons. The record is from RefSeq and is a predicted model, not a curated record. Gene Ontology annotation, molecular function: ATP-dependent chromatin remodeler activity; ATP binding; DNA helicase activity.
UACCCGGGAAAAUGCAAGCUCAACAAAAUAUAUUAUUUUGAACGCUAGGAAUUAUUCAAACAAAAUCUAGAUGGACAUAAGCGACAGCGAGGAUGAAAAUGUCACAGAGAAAUACAUUAAAUCUAAUAAAGAUUUGAAUGCGAUAGGAUGGGCAGAUGGUAUUCCUCUGAGAAUUUACCAGUUAUCCGGAGUGAACUGGUUGAUUGACUGUUAUAAAAAGGAGCAUGGAGCCAUCCUAGGAGAUGAAAUGGGUCUUGGUAAAACUUGUCAGACCAUAGCCUUUAUACUGUAUAAUCAGAGAUCAAAGAAGAAAGCUCAACCAAGUCUAGUUGUAUGUCCACGAUCUGUGUUAGAAAACUGGGAUGCAGAAAUUAAGAGGUUUGCACCGACUUUGAAGGUCUUAUGUUAUACAGGAGACAAAGAAAAAAGGAACGAGUUGGCUCAGAAUAUGAAGAAUAAAACCCAUAAUAUCAAUAUACUGGUCACAACAUAUGAGUUAUGUCUGAAAGACAGUGGAUUUUUAUCUUCUAUUCCAUGGACCUGUUUAGUAGUGGAUGAAGCUCAUAGACUAAAGAACAAUGAAUCACAACUUCAUCUGACACUUAAAGAGUGGGACAUACCACACAGUGUGUUGUUAACAGGUACACCUGUGCAGAACAACCUCCAGGAAUUGUAUUCACUACUCAGUUUUAUAGCUCCAAGAAAAUUCAGAAAAUCUGGUCAAGAGAAAUUUGUUGAUAAAUUUAGUGACAUGGAUAAGAAUGGUAUGAAGGAACUUCACAGUUUGUUAAAACCUUACCUGUUAAGGAGAACUAAAGAUGAAGUGUUAAAGGAUCUCCCUAAAAAGUCAGAAAUUAUCAUGUUUCAUGGGAUAUCCAAAUUACAGAAAAAAUUAUACAAGGCAAUACUUACCAAAGAUAUCAGUGCGUUUGAAACAGUAAAUUACCGUGGAGAAAUGAGUUCACCCAGUUUGAUGAACAUUUUAAUGCAGCUAAGGAAAUGUGUCAAUCAUCCUUAUCUAUUUGAUGGAGUUGAGCCAGAACCUUUCAUGAUUGGAGACCAUUUAAUAGAUGUGAGUGGUAAGCUAGCAUUGAUGGAUAAAAUGUUGUCUUAUCUGAAGUCAGCUGGACAUAAAGUAUUACUCUUCUCACAGAUGACCCACAUGCUGGACAUUCUACAAGAUUAUCUGGGUUAUAGAGGUUAUACAUAUGAAAGGUUAGACGGAUCUGUCAGGGGAGAAGAAAGAUUUAUUGCUGUUCAGAACUUCAACAAAAAUGAAGAUACUUUUGUAUUUCUGUUAAGUACAAGAGCAGGAGGUCAGGGGUUAAAUUUGGUGGCAGCAGACACUGUGAUAUUUGUGGACAGUGAUUUUAACCCUCAGAAUGAUUUACAAGCUGCAGCAAGGGCCCAUAGGAUUGGUCAAACAAGACCUGUAAAGAUAGUUCGCCUUAUUGGUAAAAACACAGUAGAGGAAAUAAUAUUAAAGAGAGCAGAGGACAAACUUAAACUGACAGAGAAAGUUAUAGAGGAAGGAGAAUUCUCUCUGGGAUUGUCUAAACAGAAGUUAUUUACUGACGAUAAAGUUAAGCUGACAGACAUACUGAAAUUUGGAGUAGAUGAUCUGUUGAAAGAUGACGACAGCUCUGAGUUAGAUCUAGACUUCACAGAACUGUUAGGUCCUUCAGUGGGAGGUGAAUGGCAAGUCAAGGAGGAAGUCAUCCAGGAAAAGGAGGCAGACCAAAGUGAUGAGGAGAUGCCUGAUGACCAGGGACCUCAGAGUAUGUAUGUAUUUGAAGGAACAGAUUACUCAAAAGAACCUUCCACUGCUGAUCAAAAGGCUUUUGAGGAAUUAAUAGAAGCUUCUAGAGUUGUAUUAGAAGAUUUAGGAGAGAGAUCAUUGAGGAGAACAACAUCACUGUUAAUGGGACCUCUAGCUGAAGGUGGCAGAAAGCCAAGAAAACAAAUAACUCCAGAAGAAAUGGAGGAGAGAAAGAGAAAAAAAAAAGAAGCAGCAGAGAAGAAAGCAAAGUUAGCAGAAGAACAAGAAAUCAGAAGAGCACAGGAAAGAAGAAAGAAAAUGGAGGAGCUGUGGAAGGCCAACAGUUACACGUCAGCCCGUGUAGAGGUCCCUAGUGAUGAUGAUGAGGAGGAAGAGGAUUACUCUCAGAUUGACUUUGACCAAGAGGAUGAUGAGAACAAACCAAGGUCAAGGGCAAUCCAUUACAUUAGUGGUGAUGUCAUGAAACCAGUAGAUACUGGAUCAUCAGUAAACUUAAUAAUACAUUGUGCAGAUGAUUCUGGAGGCUGGGGUAAAGGAGGUGUGUUCACAGCAAUAUCUAAAAGAUCUGAAGUUCCAGAAAAACAGUAUGAAUUGGCUGGUAACUUAUUUGAUUUAGCAUUAGGAGACUGUCACUUAAUACCAUUGGAUGAAGAUAUGGAUGAAGUUGAUACUGAAAACUGGCUGGCUUUAUUGAUAGCCCAACAUAGAGAUAAAAGGAACAACUUAUCUGGUAUAAAGCUGCCUGCCUUGAGAGAAGGACUACAGGCUGUUUACUAUGCUGCUAAAACUAGAUCAGCUAGUGUACAUUUACCACGUAUAGGAUAUGAUACUCCAGGAUUUAACUGGUAUGGUACAGAAAGGCUGAUAAAGAAACAUCUAGCAUCUAAAGGGAUUCCUACCUAUAUAUAUUAUUACCCAAGAAGACAGACAUUAUUGAAAAGAAAAACAUCACUAGGAACAGACAGUGAGAAAGAAGCCAAGAAACCCAGACACUCCGAUCAAUCUCCAAACUCCUCAGUGAAAUCCAGUCCAGGUCUGUUAGAUUUAUUCUCUGAACUGUCUAUGUAUAUCCAUCCUGACAAGUUUACAGCUGAUCAGUUGAAGACUUACAGACGAUAUUUUAUAGCGUAUGAUGGUGAUAUACAUCCUAUGAUGACUGAAACCACAAAACUUGUACUGGUCCAUCCUGAUGCUGAUACAAAAGCUAUCAAACUAGAGAAUGAUGAUACCCCUAUAGUUACAGAGAAGUGGUUAGAGCAGUGUUUACAACAGAGAACGUGUUUAUCUACAGACAAAUUUAAAGUUACAUGA